CCUAAUAAUUAUAAAGCCAUCCCUCAGUGACACCCGCAGACCUUUAAAAAAAUCAGCAAGGAGAAGCAGAGACCUUAGAAUCCGAACCAAUCUUCUCUUCUUCCUCUCAUCUUCUCCGUCGUCGUUUUUGUAUAGGAAAAUGGGAAGAGGAAAGUUCAAGGGCAAGCCCACCGGCCACCGCCACUUCUCAACUCCCGAAGAGCUCCUUGCUGGUACUUCUGCUCGUCCACGUACUUUUAAACAGGAAGAGGCUGAAGUAGAGGAGGAGGUGGAAGAGUCUGAAGAGGAGGUGGAAGACGAACAGGAGAAGAAGAAAGGCAUUCAGGGAAUUAUUGAGAUUGAGAAUCCUAAUUUGGUAAAAUCAAAGAAUGUGAAGGCUAAAGAUGCGGAUAUGGGGAGAACAACUGAACUCUCAAGGCGUGAAAGGGAGGAGAUAGAGAAGCAAAAAGCUCAUGAGCGAUAUAUGAGGUUGCAGGAACAAGGAAAAACUGAACAAGCAAGAAAAGAUUUGGAGCGCUUAGCCCUAAUACGUCAACAAAGGGCAGAGGCAGCUAAGAAGCGAGAGGAGGAGAAGGCUGCAAAAGAGCAGAAAAAAGUUGAAGCUCGCAAGUGAAAGUGAAUUCUAGAGAGGCUAGUAUUUCAUAUUCCGUUUACUUUUUGAAUGAAUGACCGUAGUGCUUGUAUACUUAAGCUCCUGCACAACAAGAGGGAAAUAAAAGAAGACAGAAUCUGGUAGAUUUCACUCUCUUAAGAAAUUUUAUAUAUAUAUAUAUUUUCUGUUGGGGCAUCUGAAAUUUUAUGCUAGUAUGGAGUGAACUCUGUUGUACCACCUUAAGAACAUAAGUCUUAUUCAUGUAACCUUAGAACAUUGUCAAGUGGAAAAUUAAGGUUCUGUUUAAUUAAAUAGACACAGAAAGAUCCUUUCUUGUGCGUA
This is a messenger RNA of Mangifera indica (mango), 934 nucleotides long. RefSeq names its product 28 kDa heat- and acid-stable phosphoprotein-like. NCBI's taxonomy places the organism in Eukaryota, Viridiplantae, Streptophyta, Magnoliopsida, Sapindales, Anacardiaceae. Gene Ontology annotation, molecular function: RNA binding. Bases 140 to 613 code for a protein of 157 amino acids. The transcript has 8 exons. The record is from RefSeq and is a predicted model, not a curated record. Gene Ontology annotation, cellular component: cytosol.